Molecule: messenger RNA, 6784 nt
Organism: Poecilia latipinna (sailfin molly)
Lineage: Eukaryota; Metazoa; Chordata; Actinopteri; Cyprinodontiformes; Poeciliidae
Product: zinc fingers and homeoboxes protein 2-like
Exons: 6
Coding region: 1283-4399 (1038 amino acids)
Biological process (GO): regulation of transcription by RNA polymerase II
Cellular component (GO): nucleus
Molecular function (GO): DNA binding; DNA-binding transcription factor activity, RNA polymerase II-specific
Source: RefSeq, a predicted model, not a curated record
UGUGUAUGUUUCUAGAAUAAAAUACAUUUUGCAAAUAUUUUCUGUUAAUUGUGACAGAUUUUAAGAGAUUAAAGUUGUUAUUGUUUUUUUUUAAAACAACAAACAAGUCUGCGCUAUAUACAUCAUGUGAAAACUCACCCAAAUCUAAUUGUCAAAGAGGGGAUGAAAAGAAAAAAAAAACGCUGAUACAUUUGUUUAUAAAGCGGCAUUUUUGUGAAUAAAUUCAAUAUAAAAUCUGAUUGCAACAGGAAAAGUAAAUGCAUAGGAAGGUUGCAGGGGCAAUUAAUCACUGGCAUCCAUGCUGUAAGUCAUGAAACAGCAGAGUGGAGCAGAGCAGGUCUGCUGGAGCGGAGGACAGAGGUGCAUGGCUCCCACAUGCCUGCGUGUCUCCGCCGCAACCCGACCAGCCUUUGCCUCGGUCCGCGGGUUACAGCUCCACAAUCAAACUUUUCUGUACAUUUCCACGUCACCUGGACGCCAAACAUAAAUUUGGCAUCCUAUGCAAAUAUAUGCUGACGUAAAAGAUCAUGUGGUUUUUGUCGUCGAUCCCCCCUAUGAGCAACGAGGAGGCUUUUUUUUUCUCCUCUCUACUGUUGUCUUUAGGUUAGCUAUGCUACAAUCUUUACUGUACCCAGCGCUAGCUAUAUGCGCUCCGCACCGCACCACUCUGGAUAUCUGGGAAUAAUCAACUUCCAGCCUGUCGCACCCCGCAACUACACACCGCUCACAGCUCCCACCCUGUCGAGAUGCGCAGUAUGCAGGGCAGAGUAGUGCAGACACCAGAGAAGAAUACCCCAAGUGCUGCUGGUUUAACUGACAUUUAGAAAGAAGAGGACCGACGAAAAGAGAGGAAGAGAAGGACGGACCGUGUUUGGAGGAGGAGGUGGAAGAUAAAAUUGGAGACCCGCCCACUCUGGUGAAGCCCCUCCCCUUAGAGGAAGUGCACUUGACCCCCGCUGCUGUCUGUGAUGCCCUCCCAUGACGCCCAGGCUGGGAGCUGACACUGACGGUGAGCGGGAGACGCCACUGCACAGCCGGUCCUGGGCCCGUUCCAUCAGCUGGUUUUCACCCUCGCUCUUGCACGCUGGAGACUACUCCUUCACCCACCAACUGGUAUCCACAAUCAUCAGCUACUAUCCACUUCAGUAAAGUUCGCUUAAAAAGACCCAACAAUCUGCUAAGCUUGGUCACCAGCACUAUCAGCCAAAAUCCACAGUCUCUUAAAAAACAAUCAGCAGCACCAGCACAGCUAUUACCACCAACACCAGCAGCAACAGCCAUCAUGUCCAGCCGUAGAAAGUCCUCCACACCUUGCAUGGUCCGGGUCAUAAGCGACCUGCCCGAUGAGCUAGAAGAUCCAGAAGACGUGAUGGAUAUGGAAAAACUGUCUGCCAAUGCCAUGUCGGCAAACGGACAGUCAGAACUAUCAAAAACCAAUGCAAAGCAGGAUCCACAGCAGGAGAAUGCAGAGAAGACUGACAAGGGGACAUUUUUAAAGCAAGUGGAAACACAAAACCUUGAGCCAUUAGUACAAGAGCUGGAGUCCGAUAAAGGAGAUCAAACUCACGUCAUGGAAAAUGUAGACAUAAGUGAACUGAAAGACAAAGAAACUGAAUCUGAACAGGUGUCAGAGAAAAAGCAACCUAGAGGGUACAAAUGCAAAUACUGUCCGUUUUUGACACAGAAUCUGAGUGACUUUAAGGAACAUGUAGACUCCAGUCACCCUAACGUCAUUCUGAAUCCACUGUAUCUCUGUGCCGUGUGCAACUUCAACACCAAGAAGUUUGACUCACUCACGGAGCAUAAUGAAAGCCAGCACCCAGGUGAGACAAACUUCAAGUUUAAAAGGAUACAAAGGAACAAUCAGACUAUCUUAGAACAGACAAUCGAAGGCAAAGACAAUUCAGCUGAAUGCAAAAUGACAGACGAACAAGGUGAAGGCAACAGUAGUUCCAUGUUUCCACCUUGUAUAUCUACAACAGUAAAAACACCCUGUAACAUGCAAUCCCUCUUUGGAGGAGCAGACCUUCAAAGCCAACUGGAUGGUUUGAUCCAGAAGGAUCAGAUCACAGCAUUAAACAUCAAUGGAACAGUUAUCAUACCUGAACCCACCAUGCUUCAAGGGCUCUCUCAUGUCACCCCAAUGCUUAAGCGCCCACCCAACUUUAACUCUGUACCAAAAAUAGCUGUUCCUUUGAACACCACCAAAUACAACCCGUCCUUAGACGACAAUUUGACAUUGAUCUCAUCCUUUAACAAGUUUCCUUACCCAACUCAUGCCGAGCUGUCAUGGCUCACGGCUGCCUCCAAGCAUCCGGAGGAGCAGAUCAAAGUCUGGUUCACCACCCAGCGGCUGAAGCAAGGGAUCACCUGGUCCCCAGAAGAGGUGGAGGAAGCCAGAAAAAAAAUGUUCAAUGGUUCUAUUCCUCCUGCCCAUCACACAUUUACCAGCCCUAUGUCUCAUCCCCCUGCCAAAUUGUCCAAGCAGCCUAUUGUUCACACAACUGUCGAGCACCCAGGUCAGGUGCGGACAACUGUGUCCAGUGAAUUAAGUAUUGUCUCAUCCACAAAUUCUUCUGCAGGGGUGACGAUAGGUUCCAGCCACAAUCUUAAACGAUCCCUGACCACACAUCUAGCGUCACAGAUUGGUCCCGAGGCAAAGCGACCUAUCAUGGCGGUGGCCCCUCAUUCUGGUGACCCUAAAGACAAGCUUCUUAUGGCUCCUCCGCCACCACCUCCACCCCAGAAAGACCGACUACCAAUGGCUCCACCACCAGUUCCUAUGGAAAUGAAAAGACCUGGAGCAGCUCCGCUAGUCAAUGCAGAAAUGAAAAGGCCAUCUUUUCCUGUGCCUUCAAUGCUGCCACCAUCUUCAUCGUCAUCACUAUUAUCGUCCUCCAAAGGGAAGUUUCUCUCUGCAACUGGAAAUUCCAAGACAAAGCCAGUCGUCUCUUUGCCCUCCAUGGUGUUUCCAGAGUCCUUAACAAGGCCUAUGAUAGCUCCUCCGCCUAUAUAUGCCCCACCAUUUAAAAACUCUUUGCUAAUCCCCCGAACUAGUCCCAAAGAAAAGCAUGGUAAUACUCACCCUUUGCCUGAUUUGAACCUGCCAAACUCUCCUCCGUCAAUAAACUCUCACAUAAGGCGGCCAACCAUCAUCCAGUCUGUUCGCACUCCAGCUAAAAUCCCUUCGCAAAUCCAGGGGUUCCCUCUGGAGGGCAAGAAACUAAAGGAGCACCAGAGUUUAGAGAUUAAUUCUGGCUACCCCAGAGGAGAUAAGAUUGUCAGUCCUCUGACAGAGGCUAAUGGGACAUCUCGUUUGGAUGGUAAAAUGUUCACAGAUCAGACGUUCCCUACUCACAAUAACGGAAUCAUACAUUUGGACGGUGGCGAUGCUUCAACACCACAAAAACAAGAUUUUAAUCCAAAGUCCUCAGUGAUGACUCAGUUCCCUUUGCUGGAAAGGAUGAAAGGAAAAACAGCAAAACAACUGAAGGUCUUGGAGGAGAAUUUCUUGCGGAACAGCUUUCCCACGCAUAGCGAUGUGGACAAUCUUGCAGCCACGACCCGCCUGUCUCAUCAGGAAAUUGACAGCUGGUUUGUGGAGCGCCGUGCACUACGAGACAACCUGGAACAAGCCCUUCUCAACUCCAUGGGCACUAAGAAAUUGAGUGGUACUCCUGGCAUAGGGGAGAAACAGUUACAUCCACAACAGCAUCAAACUAUACAGCUGAACGGGGUCCACAAAACAAACACUAAUGUGGUCAAUCUUAAGAGCCCUCCUUUACCUUCACAUGCCCUCUCCAUUGCUUCUUCCAUCCCUAACUUAAAUACCUGCUCAGUGCCUCCAGACAGCCGAUCACUGGCACUCCUCAAGGACGAUUUUGCUCAAACACGGUGGCCUUCCCCUGAGGAGUUACACCAGCUGCAAGGUCGGAAAGGACUUGCUCGCUCCGAGCUCGCUCAUUGGUUCACUGACACUCGGCUGCAGAGCAUGGAACUGACAGAACUCUUUCACAACAAUGGAAUAAAUGGAGGGCAGGGGCAGUCUGUGUGUUCCCCUGAGAAAACUUCAUCCAGCAUCAUCCAGCGUUGUCAGGAAGGAGCCGUAGCAAACAACAACAAAGUGCUGGAGCUGGAGCUUGGAUGGCUGUUGGACCAGCGUUCCAACAGUCUCAACAAUCAGCAGCACACUGAGCUCCAAGACCAGUUUGCUGGCAGACUGAGGCAGCAGAGUAUGGCUGAAUUGAAGAACGGGGCCCAAAACGGGGGACUCAUGGGAGGAGCCCGGGAGGUGUUCGGGAGCUGGCUGGACGACGGACCUUUGAGGAGGGGACGGGAGCUGCUCCUGGACCGAGAGAGGAAGAUGGCGGAGGAGACAUCCGGGCGGCUUACAGGAUAAAGAUUUGCCACCGUCACUGCUGCUGGAAACAUACAGGAAGAAAGAAUCUGAAGAAUGGAGAGACGAAAAGCUCUUUUUUUAUUUUCUUUUAAUUAACAGAUAUUGUACUGUAUUAUUAUUUUUUAAAACCAAUUCUUAUCUCUUGAUUGUCGCAUCUGAGGUCACGCACAACAUCUUCCUCGAUCCGGUUUGAGGCAGUGUCGUCCAUGCUUUCCUGCUGAAGUGACCCCAGGACGGGAACGGUUUUUGAGUUUAAAUAAGAGUGGGCUUUUGAGGCGGCCGGUUUUAUUAGGGGACAUGAGCGAGCAUGCACCCAUACCAAAAUUUGAAGAGCUCAAAUAGAAAUCCAGGGUCACAAUCUGUGAAAGUAAUUGAAAAAUCCCUCCUUUUUAAUAGAGUUCAUAUUUAUGCUUCCAGCUUUCACAGUGAAGUGGGUUUAAUAAAAGUAAUAUACAAACAAGAUCGAAAGGCAUUUAAGCUAAUUUACAAAAAACGACUUUCAGCGCACAGAUGUAAAAAUCCUGUCUAUACAAUCAGUUUUACCAAAUUAAAGGCAUGGCAGGGGGAGGCAGAAGCACUAUUUUAUCAACUUAUGUCUAAAGUUUUUCAUACAGUGUUAAUAUGUAUAAACCGGUUUGCUUUUUUCUUUUUUAGGUUUGCCAAGGUUUUAAGCAAUUUUGGCUGCAAAACCUCUGUUGCUACAUUUUAAAGUGCUUUUAAUGGUUUGCCAGAAGAAGUGCCUGAAUGACAAAAUUUCUUUCUCUCCACCAUUUCUUCACACUGCCUGUCAGCUGGCUGAAAGAAGGCUACCAAAAAUAAUGUUUGAAAAUGUUUCCUGUCCCAAAACAAAACGCACUGUGGGGUGCCGGCCAUCACUUAUUUUAAAUUAAUGUAGUUUAAACCUGAAAUAGGUAUGGUAAGCAGUUAACUGCAGGCUGCUAGCUCCACAAAGUAUUAAGCUCAGAUCAACUCCGACCUUUACUCAGUUACAAAAUGUAAAAAGGUAUUUAAAAAAAUACCUGUGCAACAAAGACUUGAAAUGUAAUAAUAACGUUAGCUACUAAUUUAAUCAAAAAAUAAAAGUCAAAAUAAGAUUAAAAAUAAUUUAUUAAAACUAAGUCAAAAAGAAAACAGAUUGACAGGUAUCUUUUUAAGUCUUUUUUAAGAAUACUUCUUAUAGGUAGUACUUGCACCUUUUUUUCUGACCAGUGAGAUUCAUUGCUUUAUUUCUGAUUAGGAACUCUAAAUUUAGAGUUUUUAAGAAGCAUCACCUUUUGUAUCCGAAAUUGCUUUCUAACAAGCCGCCCUGAUGCACAUGCUUGACAAAUGGUGCAUUUUGUAUGACAAUUUCCUAUUUGCACAGAAAAAGGUUUUUCUCAUCAAACUGUCAGAUUUAAAGUGGUUAAACAGAAACCUGGCUCUUGAAAUAUGAGUUUAAAAUGCAGAACUUCAGAUUCAUUCAGUAACUCAUUUUCCUUUAGUAGAAGAUUUAAAUUGUUCUAGACUAUCACCUAAAGGAAGCUUUUAAUUGUUUCUUUUUUUUAAAACUUCUUGACUUGUUUGUUUACAGUCUAACCAGUACAUGUAUGAGUAGACUACGUUAAUGAUCCGUGCUUUAUUCUAAGCCCCUUAAAAGCCUCUUGAAUAACAGAACCCUUCCACGAAGUGAGCCUGUAGGAAGCAGAUUAGACCCGGCGGUUGAACUGGACCGAUGGGCGGGCAGAGUGAAGGCUGAGGUGAUGUUGUGCAUGACCUGCGUUGCUUUGGAGAUGUGAGGAUGAUGAGGAGGAAGGUGAACCAGAGCACUGAAUGUGUGCCUGCAGCAACAGUUUGACUGUACACGCCAACCGACGGAUCGACCGACGGAUCGUCAGACAGGUUGGAUCUGAAACAAACAAACAAACAUGGAAAAAAAAAAAAAAAAAGACAGACAAAACAAAAUCGCCGUGUGCCAAAGCUGGGAUCUGCUGCAUUCUCACUACACUUUUGAAAAAAAAAAAAGGUUUCUUCUUCUUCUUGUUGUCAUUGUAAAUAGGAUAUAUUUGUUUGUUUGUUUGUUUGUUUGUUUGUUUGUUUUUUCCUGUACUGAUAGAUUUGUAAAAUUUGCGGACAAAUUUUGUUACAUUUUGUAAAAUGGGAGCAAUUCGUCCCCCCGACAGGCCUCCUUUUUGCUUUUUCUUCAUUUUUAAACCCCUCUUACUUUCAAGUCUUUUACGAUUUAUUUUUGUUUGUUUGCUUAUUUGUGAUGACGGACUUUUAAACAAACAUGGUGCCAGCAGUGCGUGUGUGUGUACAACUUUCUUUUUUUUUUCUUUUCCCAUCUCUCCUUCUCCUCUUUUUGUCCUGAACCAGAGUGGAACCACUACAAAAAAACUGAAAAAAAAA